AUGGCUGGAGUAUGGAGGACAAAGAACAUCGGAAUGUUGUGGUCGGUAAUCUACAAACAGGGGAUCAUCUGGGUUGCCAUCCCUAUUAUCUUGUUCGUCCCCGCGGUGGUUCUUGUGUUCCUAAACCUCAACGAUAUCAUGAACAUUAUUCUUCUUCCCGUAUACGGCAUUACAUUGUGUAUGGCGGUAGCACGCAUGUACCGCGAUCUCUCAGAAUUUUCUCCCGGUUUGGUUCAGACCUCGUCCGCAUUCACAGCGCAAAUCCGGUUCAAACCGGUCGGUUUAGGGAAAUCAAGUGGCAGCACUGGCGAUUCGGAGGUUUCCGCACGCGGCCUUCCGACAGUGAUCCCUCUUGAAGUAUUCCAGCGGGUUGAGCGGUCAGUCGGAGGGGAGACACCGGAAGACUCGCCUGCGAGCGCGACGUUCUCUAAGAAGCAGCCUGACGGAACACCAGCCAACUUCCUGAGCAUGACGUCGGAGCUGGACCACGUUUGA
Molecule: messenger RNA, 495 nt
Organism: Punctularia strigosozonata HHB-11173 SS5
Lineage: Eukaryota; Fungi; Basidiomycota; Agaricomycetes; Corticiales; Punctulariaceae
Exons: 8
Coding region: 1-495 (164 amino acids)
Source: RefSeq, a predicted model, not a curated record